UUCGCAUUUUUUAUUGUUUGAAAUGUUUUCCGAGGAAUAAUUUUUAAACUUUGAGUAAGCAAAUGUACAAAUGAGAAUGUUAAGUUUUCGAUCAUCGAUGAUUUUGUAAUCCUUUUCUCGGGGAGCCACUGUGGCGAAUAUGAAAGCUUUCACAACUAGAAGUACAUUGUUCCGCUUUAAAACUUUAUGGGAGCUGUAGAGAGUAAGGCCGAGGAAAACAGUAUCAUACGAUUCGUGGAUUCCGUAGAAGUCAGGCAAGAAAAAGGAUCUUCAGUUCGUGGAAAUGAUCAUGUGUCCACCGACUACGUCCCUGAAGACAAAGAUUGGAUAUCACACUACCCUAAAGCUGACGAUUCUCAUGGAAUUGCCACGGUCGCUCCAGCAGACACCAUGCUGUAUGAGCAAAGCUAUGAAGACUUUGAGAUUCUCGGCGAUACGGCAGUACAAACGAGCAACCAAGGAGAAGUCGAGAUAACAGGCAGCCAAUCAGAUCUAAUCAAGAUCGACGAGAAUCAAUCGCCAGUUUCUGAAGGAUUGAAGUACUACAAACCUCCAAAAAGAACGUCGUUCAAGAAGAAAACAACUGAUCCGAAAGCUGUCCAAGAUGGCGGAAAAUCGAUCUCGCGUGACAGUGUUCUGUCUACCUUGAAUAGUUCGUCGAAGCUUGCUUCGUUAUUUGGCCAGGAUAGAGCGUCAUUCUCUGGAGGGAAUGAAUCCCUGACGUACACGGCACCUAAACAGCCAAAGAAGGAGAAACCGGCAGCGCAGACUGGUGGUGGUGAAACAGCACUCUUAUGUGCCACUGCAGUUCAUGCCUACAAAUAUGUUAAUGGUCAAUAUGCCAGUCAGGGAAAACUGGGUGCAGCGGUUUUGGCAAAUCAUUCAGCAAAUGAUUACAGGAUACUUAUUUACGCUUCUAAACAACAGCAAGUUACCACAGGAAAAAUUCACGGAAACUUUUCAUUUACGGUGCAAGGAGGUAAUUAUGCGAGUUUUUACGAUGAUCAGAGACAAACAUGGUCACUCUGCUUUGACUCAGACAAAAAUGUCACAAACUUUGCUAAACAGGUCGGUUUAUCAAAGUUCAACUCUGCAUCAUCAAAUCUGUGUACUCAAGACCUUGUCCUUGGUGACGGAACGGCCAUUGAACUAGGAGAUGCAUUGGAAGUGAAAUACACAGGAUGGUUAUGGACAAAUAAUGGUUUCGGAAAAGUGUUUGAUGGCAAUACUGAGACUGACAAAACGUUUAGAUUCAAAACAGGAAAAGGAAAGGUGAUCAAGGGAUGGGAACAGGGCGUAAUAGGCAUGAAAAAAGGUGGAAAGAGGUUAAUAGCAAUUCCUUCAGCUCUGGCAUAUGGAGAAAAGGGUGUACCUUCCAGAGUUCCUCCUAACUCCUCACUUUUGUUUGAAGUUGAAGUUUUAAGGAUCAAGUCCAAUAGAGAAACAGCUGACUCUCCAGUGACAGUCCAGGAACCUGUCACUUCUCAAAGCACAGAUCAAUUGCCUGACAUUUUGUCUGAGCCAUCUGGUACAAGGAAAAGAUCUACAGACUCUGUAUCACAGCUGAGUGUGUCCAGUGAUGCUGGCAUUAAAGGUAGGACUGCAUCAAUCACUGAACAACUUUCUCAGUCCCCUGAGAAAGGCACAGACAAGGCUCGCUUACUUGCCAGAAUGUCCAAAAUGGGAAAGAAUCCAUUAUCUUUGCCUGGAGCAGCGGUAGCUGAACCUGAACAUGAGGAUAUGGAAGAACCUGAGCAGGAGGUUCCACACAGUGCUGAGCCCCAUGUAAAAGAGAGAACAGCGAGUAACACAACAAGUCCACCACCCAUUAGCUCCAACCCGCAUCCCAGUGUACGAACCAAACCACACCCUCCACCAAGACCGGCACCUCAAGUACAUCCUGACGUUCACCAGCCAGUUCACAAUCCAGCACCUGCUCCACAGCCAAUACAACAGCCUGUUAUCAACCCACAGCCAAUGAUGCCAUCAGCAUUCACACCACAGCAGCAGGUGGCACUAUAUCAGCCACCUGUCAGUAUGGGUUAUCCUAUGAUGGCACCUCAGCCACAAAUUAUAACUGCACCAUAUUCAGCCCCACCACCACCCCCUCCACCGCCUCCACCACAGCCCACUGCUAAUGAUGCCAUGGUCCCGGUAUUGAUGGCAGAGACAAGGCAACAACAGGGGGAGAUACGCAUGUCUAUUGGCAAGCUGUCAGACAAGAUUGAUGAGCUUUCAAACAAGGUUGAUCGUCAUCACCAGAGUUCAGGUCAGCUAUCAGGCCAACUGACUCCUGUUGGUCAGAUGGCUGGUGUUGGUGCGUUUGGCAAUCCACAAGCUGCAAUGGAAGCUGCUGUUCUAGUUCACAACGUAACUCGAAUAGUGCAGGAAAACGAGAAAUUUAAAGCUGAAGGUGCAGAAAAGUCCAAAAAAAUAGAGUUGCUUAAUGACAAGAUAUCAGACUUACUGCAGAAGAAUCAGAGAUUUGUUGAACAGAGCAACACAAUGUUGGAACAGAGGAGCGACUCCUUGCAAGUAAACACCGCGCAGUCGCAAGCACGAGUGUUAUCCCUUGAGCAAGAAAAGAUAUCCAUGAGUGGGGAACUGACAACAGCCAAAACACACUUAGCAGCACUUCAGAAUGAAGUCACAUCUCUUCGCCAAAGAGAGGCGGAACUCAGCAGCCAACUUAGUAAAGUGACGUCAGAAGCUGACAAAUACAGAAAUGAGCUCACACGUGUUAAAGAUUCACACACAGAGAGUACUGAACAGAGCGAUCAACUGAAGCAGAGUCUCAAGGAAGAAAAACAGACAAGAAAAAGACUGGAAAGCAAAGUAGAUCACAUUGAAGAAGAACUGAAUGAUUUAAGACACGAAAAAGAAAGUUUAGAAAGGGGUCUCGGAGAUCGAAAAAAGAAACAUGCAGCGGACAAGAAAAAGUUCGAAGAGGAACUGGAAGAACUGCGAUCACAACAGGAAGAAGAAAUAAAGUUUUUGAAGGAAAAACAUAGAAAGGAAAAGCAAAGCAGUGGAUCAGUCACAGCGAAACAGGUUGCACAGGCGGAAGCGGAACUCGAAUCCAGGUGGACAGAAAAGGCAGAAAAGAUGGUUGCACAGACGGAGGAGAAAUGGAAGAGGAGAUUUCAGGAAGUGUCGGAUGAAAAAGAGGAGACGGUCAAAAAAUUGGCAGAGCUUCAAGAAAAGUGUUCAUCACUGAAAACAAGCGAAGAUGAAAAGGAGGAAAAGAUCAAAGAUCUCCAGGAGAAAUUAGAAGACCUUGAAGGAAUACGCGAAAAGUAUACGCGACUUCAAGCUGCACAAACUGACAAAGAUUCCGAGAUGGAAACACUGCGAUCAACACAGCAAGAACUAGAUGCAUUACAAGCCAAGUACCAAGAGGUUCGCUCCAGAACACUGAAAAUGAAGGAACAAUUCGAGGAGCAACUGGCAUCUGCAGUGGAGGAGCGUGAAUCUGCAGUUUCUGAAGCGUAUAGGAAAGGUGUGAAGGAAGGAAAAGAACAGGCUGGUGCCUACGAAAAACAACCCUUAGUUAACGUAACGGAUGAAGUCAAGCGGAUAAUGAACACGGUUUACCACAUGCUGAGGAAUGACUUUGAGGCUGAUGAUACUUACACCGGGUCGGACAUCAUGAAGGUUGUUCUCAAGACUAUCAAGGUACGAACAAACUUACUCACAAGUCACAUUUUUAAUGAACAGGAACCUGUCCGUGUACAGGAAGAAAUAAAGUUUUUGAAGGAAAAACAUAGAAAGGAAAAGCAAAGCAGUGGAUCAGUCACAGCGAAACAGGUUGCACAGGCGGAAGCGGAACUCGAAUCCAGGUGGACAGAAAAGGCAGAAAAGAUGGUUGCACAGACGGAGGAGAAAUGGAAGAGGAGAUUUCAGGAAGUGUCGGAUGAAAAAGAGGAGACGGUCAAAAAAUUGGCAGAGCUUCAAGAAAAGUGUUCAUCACUGAAAACAAGCGAAGAUGAAAAGGAGGAAAAGAUCAAAGAUCUCCAGGAGAAAUUAGAAGACCUUGAAGGAAUACGCGAAAAGUAUACGCGACUUCAAGCUGCACAAACUGACAAAGAUUCCGAGAUGGAAACACUGCGAUCAACACAGCAAGAACUAGAUGCAUUACAAGCCAAGUACCAAGAGGUUCGCUCCAGAACACUGAAAAUGAAGGAACAAUUCGAGGAGCAACUGGCAUCUGCAGUGGAGGAGCGUGAAUCUGCAGUUUCUGAAGCGUAUAGGAAAGGUGUGAAGGAAGGAAAAGAACAGGCUGGUGCCUACGAAAAACAACCCUUAGUUAACGUAACGGAUGAAGUCAAGCGGAUAAUGAACACGGUUUACCACAUGCUGAGGAAUGACUUUGAGGCUGAUGAUACUUACACCGGGUCGGACAUCAUGAAGGUUGUUCUCAAGACUAUCAAGGAGGUGACCAUGAAACUUGUGAGCGGAAAAUCGGUCGAGAAAGAAGAAAGUGAUGAUGAAGAGGAAGAAGACGAAGAAGAGGAGGAAGAAGCGGAAGAAGAUGAAGAGGAAGAAGAAGAGGAGGAGGAGGAAGAGGUUAAAGUAGAGGGAAAAGAAGAAGAGAAACUUGCCAGGGAGAAAUCAGUAGAGAAGGAAGAGAGUGAAGAGGAAGAGGAACAAGAGUUGGAGGGCCAAGAAAAAGGAGAGGAGAUUAAACAAAGUGUCGACGAGGAGGAUGAGGACGAAGCAGAAGAAGAGGACAAAGAUAGUGAAAAUGUGUUAACAGAGGUAGAAGCGGAAGGUGAUAAUGCACAAGAAGACGAAGUAGUGAACAAUGAACAAAGUGAAGACGAAGUAACGACGAACGAACAGAAGAUGGAAGAAACCGGAGAUACAAAACCCCCUGACGAGGAGAGUAGACAAGCUGGUGAUUCUGUUGAGUCUGAAGCAGUUGUAAAAGAUUCAAAUGAUGGGAUAUUAGAAAGUAGUAAUGUUGCGGAAGACAAAGAAGAUAUUGAUAAUUUAGAAGACAAUACUUCAGAAGCUGACUCUUUUCCAGGAAAUCAAGUGGACGUACCUUCUUUAGAGGAGCUUUCUGCGGAAGCAGAGGAGAACUCUAGAACUGAAUUCGACAGAACUGACACCUUAGAAAAUGUAGUGCAGUCUGUACCAGACGAAAGUAAAGCCGAAGAGCCUCAGAAUUAUUCUGUCGCUGAAGAAAAGGAAGAGCAACUAAAAGAGGAGCAAGUCUCAAAAGAAGCCCAGGUGGACUCGACGCAGAGAAACACCAUAAGUGAGGACAAACUUAAAUCGUUAUUUGCUGAUGAUGAUCAUGAUGACGUGGAAGCAACGUUUGGUUCGUUGUCUAAGAAAAAGGAACAGGAAAAUCCGGAUUCUCCACCACCCCGUGCUGUACCACCGCCAUUGUUUGAUGAUGACGAUGACGACGACCUUGAUUGGUUUAAGUGAAAAGAAAAAUCUCUAUUUUGACUGAAUAAUGUAAUCAUAUGAGGUAAUGAUGUGACAUAUUUCGUAGUCUAAUUCAGGUCCUUCAAUCGUUGGUAAUGUUCGUGUAACAGAAAUUAUGCCAUGUUAGAGAAGAAAAUAUGUAAUGAGUUAAGACAUGUAGGUUAAGGACAUUCCAGGAUCUCUAUUCCAUGUCAUCUCAGGCCACCCGCGUCUAAAUAAACGUCGUUUGCGAAAUUUGGGAGCAACAGUGUACACAAGAUAAAAAAAAUGUUUUCAAAUUCGUCCCCAUCGUCUCCUGUUUCAAAUAUCGCGUUUCCUGUUUGCUAACUAAAUAUUUAGCAAUUGGUGUUCCUGCCCAAGUUUUCUGUGAACGAAUGGAAUGAGCAAGGUGCAGCAAUAUUAUUGUCGUUUUCUUUGACAAUCUAAGGGAUUGUAGUCCAAAAUCUACUGUUUUAUGUAUUUGGAUGCUAUGAAUGAAAAAAAAGAGCGACGCGCCCGCUCUCGUCUUGUGUCAGUGAAUAGACAGCAAUAAGAGAACCAAUCAGAUUCGUGGCUUUCCAAUAGUACACUCUUAACCUCAAAUAAUAUUACAUGUAAAGUCGGUAAUGUUUUGCAUCCCAAAUAAAUCCCUUAAAUUUCGUGUCAUAUCUAGCUCCCUCGAGCAGUAGUUACACAGUAUCAUUUUGUAGUCAAGUGAACUCGUGUUGUGUUAGUGUUGAUGAAGUGGUAUUAACACAUGUUGCUAUACGAUAAAACUAGAUGCCAAGAUUGUUUGAAAGUGAGAGAGGGGUGACCUUCUUUCACGGUCCACAAUUCUUGUUACAUUUAAACGCAAAAAUACCAUUUUUCUGCCAUGCUUGCACACAGUCUGAUGUAAGUACUCAAGCAGUUUAAGAGAUAACUCUUUCAACUGUGCUCAAACGGACUUUAGUAAAUUAACGAGAAUUGAACUCGCUGUCUUGUUUGCAUCAAGCUUUAUUGUACAGGCAAGGACUUUAUAUCGUUUUCGUGUCAUACACAUCAUUUGCGUCUUAUUUUCCGUACUUUUUUUCUUUUUUGAAGCAUGGUGUGCGGAUGUAAAAAUAGUAAAGCGUAAUUCGCUGCCAUGUUGAGCGCAGAGUUGCGUUGAAAUUUCUUACUGUUAAUUUACGUAGUUAUUGUUUCAACGCUCGUUGGAAUUUAUUAACGCGAGAAAAUGUGUAAGAUUCAGGAAUCUUGUGCCAGUAGAUUCAAUCCAAGGCAAUAAACAGUGGCCAAUCCCUCUUUGACACGCGCCUGCAGGGAAUCAUGGUAGUUGUAUUCAUCAAAACAAAUAUCCAGUCCAAGAUGAUGAAUACAACUACCAUGAUUCCCUGCAGGCGCAUCGCGUAGAGGGAAUUGGCCAGUCAUUUCACAAACUCUGAACUAAAGGAAAUGAGUACAAAGCAUUUCGUUUAGUACUCUAGAAAUAUCUGAUUUUAAUAUGGUAGAUACCCUCGGUAAAGUUUAGCCUAAAGGUCUCUAAACCCUCGGAUACUCUAAUGGCUAGUAAAGCAAUUUUUGGUCAUCAAUUAGUAAAGCCCAUCUUUAGUUGAUAUCAAGAUUGUGUGACAAGCCAUAGAAUAACUUCAUAGGAGACUAGAGGCGCUUGAUUUAUAAGUCACUGGUUGUGAAUGUGUAAUUAAGAAUUAUAUUUAUGUAAUAAAACAAAUGAAUUUGGAACAGAAUAAAGCUGAAAAAGUUUCUACAAA
This is a messenger RNA of Orbicella faveolata, 7169 nucleotides long. RefSeq lists its product as uncharacterized. The record is from RefSeq and is a predicted model, not a curated record. Lineage: Eukaryota; Metazoa; Cnidaria; Anthozoa; Scleractinia; Merulinidae. Gene Ontology annotation, molecular function: peptidyl-prolyl cis-trans isomerase activity.